AAUUGUAAAUCUCAAAAGUCAGAGAGAGAAAGAAAGGUACGUCAAUAAUUCACUUCCCUUUUCAACUUUCUUCUUCUUCUUCUCUCUCUCACACACACACAAACCCAUCAUCAUCACCGCUGAGAUCUCAGUGACUUUCACAUUUAAAGACAUUGUGUUAGCGGAGAUAAGGAAUUUUUAGAAGAAACUUUAAGCCAUGUCUAGCACGACAAAAGUCUUGGAUCCUGCAUUCCAAGGAGUGGGUCAAAGAUUAGGAACUGAAAUAUGGAGGAUUGAAAAUUUUCAGCCAGUUCCAUUGCCCAAAUCUGAAUAUGGGAAAUUCUACAUGGGAGAUUCAUACAUCAUCUUGCAGACAAGGCAAGGCAAAGGAGGAACUUAUUUUUACGAUUUACACUUCUGGAUUGGAAAGGAUACAAGUCAGGAUGAAGCUGGAACUGCAGCCAUUAAAGCUGUUGAACUUGAUGCAGCUCUUGGAGGACGUGCAGUGCAACACAGGGAAAUUCAAGGACAUGAAUCUGACAAAUUUUUGUCAUACUUUAAGCCUUGUAUAAUACCAUUAGAGGGGGGUGUUGCAUCUGGAUUUAGAAAACCUGAAGAAGAGGAGUUUGAAACACAUUUGUAUGUCUGUAAAGGGAAAAGAGCAGUCAGAUUGAAAGAGGUCCCUUUUGCAAGGUCUUCAUUGAACCAUGAUGAUGUAUUCAUCCUCAACACUCAAAAUAAGAUUUAUCAGUUCAAUGGUGCAAAUUCAAAUAUUCAGGAAAGAGCCAAGGCUUUGGAAGUUAUACAGUUUCUGAAAGAAAAAUAUCAUGAAGGAAAAUGCGAUGUGGCAAUUGUUGAUGAUGGCAAGUUAGACACUGAGUCAGACUCGGGUGAAUUUUGGGUCCUCUUUGGUGGUUUUGCGCCCAUUGGGAAGAAGGUAAUCAGUGAGGAUGAUAACAUUCCAGAGGCAAUUCCCGCUCAGUUGUAUAGUAUCGUUGAUGGUGAGGUCAAGUCUAUUGAAGGUGAACUAUCUAAAUCACUGCUGGAAAACAACCAAUGCUAUUUAUUGGACUGUGGUGCUGAAGUAUUUGUCUGGGUUGGCCGAGUAACACAAGUUGAAGAACGAAAAGCAGCUUGCCAGGCAGCUGAGAAGUACGUUGCAAGCCAAAAUAGACCAAAAUCAACCAGGAUAACCAGGAUUAUUCAAGGUUAUGAAAUACAUUCAUUCAAGUCCAACUUUGAUUCUUGGCCAUCAGGAACUACUAGUAUCGGUGCUGACGAAGGAAGAGGAAAAGUUGCAGCAUUGCUAAAGCAACAAGGUAUGGGUGUUAAAGGAAUGUCAAAAAGUACACCGGUAAAUGAGGAAAUUCCACCAUUGCUUGAAGGAGGUGGAAAGAUGGAGGUAUGGCGAGUCAAUGAAAGUGCGAAGAACCCAUUGCUGAAGGAGGAUAUUGGUAAAUUCUAUAGUGGAGAUUGUUACAUUGUACUGUACACAUACCAUUCUGGUGAGAGGAAAGAAGAUUACUUCUUGUGCUGCUGGUUUGGAAAAGACAGCAUUGAGGAGGACCAAACAAUAUCUACUCAGCUAGCCAAUAAAAUGUCAAACUCAUUGAAGGGUAGACCUGUUCAGGGUCGCAUAUUCGAAGGUAAAGAGCCACCACAGUUUAUUGCUCUUUUCCAGCCCAUGGUAGUCCUUAAGGGAGGUUUGAGCACUGGAUACAAAAAGUUAAUAGCAGAAGACAAUGGUUUACCAGAUGAGACAUACACAUCUGAGAGUAUUGCACUUAUUCGAAUUUCUGGAACUUCUAUUCAUAAUAACAAGGCAGUGCAAGUUGAUGCAGUACCGUCAUCAUUGAAUUCCACUGAGUGCUUUCUCCUGCAAUCUGGCUCUACAAUUUUCAUAUGGCAUGGGAAUCAGUCUUCCUUUGAACAGCAGCAGCUAGCAGCAAAGGUCGCUGAAUUUUUAAGGCCAGGAGUUGCUUUAAAGCAUGCUAAAGAAGGUACAGAAAGCUCAGCUUUCUGGUUUGCACUAGGAGGAAAACAAAGUUAUACAAGCAAGAAAGUUACUAAUGAGAUUGUUAGAGACCCACAUCUGUUUACUUUCUCAUUUAGUAAAGGAAAGUUACAUGUAGAGGAGGUUUACAACUUUUCCCAAGAUGAUUUGUUAACGGAGGAUAUCCUAAUACUUGACACACAUGCAGAAGUGUUUAUUUGGAUUGGUCACUCUGUUGACCCAAAAGAAAAGCAAAAUACUUUUGAAAUUGGCCAGAAAUACAUAGACAUGGCUGCAUCUCUGGAGGGACUAUCUCUGCAUGUACCGUUAUAUAAAGUAACAGAAGGGAAUGAACCUUGCUUUUUCACAACAUACUUUUCAUGGGAUCAUGCAAAAGCUUUGAUUCAGGGAAACUCUUUCCAGAAAAAGGUGUCUCUACUCUUUGGGGUUGGCCAUGCUGUGGAGGAAAAGUCAAAUGGGUCAAGUCUAGGGGGAGCCAGACAAAGAGCAGAAGCAAUGGCUGCCUUAUCAUCUGCGUUUAGUUCAUCAUCGGAGAGAGCAUCCACUAUGUCACAAGAUAGAUUGACUGGGCUAAACCAAGGAGGUCCAAGACAAAGGGCCGAAGCUUUAGCUGCUUUAAACUCUGCAUUUAAUUCAUCUUCUGGGACGAAGACAUAUACUCCUAGGCCAUCUGGAAAAGGUCAAAGAGCUGCUGCAGUAGCUGCUCUUUCAUCUGUUCUUACUGCUGAAAAGAAGAAACCUGAUGUUUCUCAAGUGGAUGGUGGUAGUCCUGUCGCAGAAAGUAGCACUUCUGAAACUGUGAGUGGAAAUGCCCAUUUUGAGAUCGAAAAAGCUGAAGAAGCCAAUGAAACAGAAGAACUCGCCCCUGAAACUGGUAGCAAUGGGGAUUUGGAACCAAAACAAGAAGAUAUGGAUGAUGGUGAUGAUAGUCAAAGUAGUCAAAGGACGUUCAGUUAUGAUCAGUUAAAGACUACAUCUGGUAAAAAUGUGCCUGGAAUUGAUCUUAAGCGUAGAGAGGCUUAUUUGUCGGACGAAGAAUUUGAAACUGUGAUUGGAAUGGUAAAAGAUGCAUUUUAUAAGUUGCCAAAAUGGAAGCAAGACUUGCUGAAAAAGAAAUUUGAAUUGUUUUAGACACAAUGAGUGACAUAUCUGCUUCUUUAACUAAUCUGCCUUUCCUUGGUUAUCUUGAAAUGCACUUAUCUGGUGGAUAGUGUGGUUUUAUUAGUAUAUACCAUGGUCGAUGCAUAGCGUUUUGCUUUCGGCCAUAAUGGACAUAGCUGUGGUUAGUAUCCAAGUUUGAAUGUGAUGCUGCAUGGAGAGUGAGUUUUGAUUUCUCCUUUUAGUUGCUGCUGUCUCUUGCAAUGUUUUCAUUUUGUAGCAAUGAAGAUACUAGGCAGUGGACCGGUCCGAUUCUUUCAUUUUGUGAAGUAUAUAUUCUAAACGUGGUUUUCUUUUCGUGUUAUUGGUUAGAAAUGCGGGUGUAUAUGUAUGCAUUUUAUACUUUUUUUUUUGGUAACAUGCAUUUUAUACUGAAUCCCAUUAUAAUGGAAAACAAAAAAAAGUGUUAUUUUUA
Lotus japonicus is the source of this 3566-nucleotide messenger RNA. Its product is annotated as villin-3-like. Gene Ontology annotation, molecular function: actin filament binding. The record is from RefSeq and is a predicted model, not a curated record. Gene Ontology annotation, biological process: actin filament severing; cytoskeleton organization. NCBI's taxonomy places the organism in Eukaryota, Viridiplantae, Streptophyta, Magnoliopsida, Fabales, Fabaceae. The transcript is spliced from 24 exons. The coding region runs from base 197 to 3124 and encodes 975 amino acids.